Messenger RNA from Camelina sativa (false flax), 1471 nucleotides. RefSeq names its product zinc finger CCCH domain-containing protein 25-like. Lineage: Eukaryota; Viridiplantae; Streptophyta; Magnoliopsida; Brassicales; Brassicaceae. Gene Ontology annotation, cellular component: U2-type catalytic step 1 spliceosome; Prp19 complex; U2-type catalytic step 2 spliceosome. Gene Ontology annotation, molecular function: U6 snRNA binding; pre-mRNA binding; metal ion binding. The record is from RefSeq and is a predicted model, not a curated record.
UCGAGUAAAUCAGGAGGAGGAGAAAGAGAAUGGCUCACAGAAUAUUGCGAGAUCAUGGAGCCGAUGGAUGGGAACGCUCCGAUUUCCCAAUCAUCUGCGAAUCAUGCCUCGGUGACAAUCCUUACGUUCGAAUGACCCGAGCGAAUUAUAAUAAGGAAUGCAAGAUAUGUACACGCUCUUUCACGUUUUUUAGGUGGCAGCCUGGCCGUGAUGCUAGAUUCAAAAAGACUGAAAUCUGUCAGACUUGCUCCAAGCUGAAAAAUGUAUGCCAAGUCUGUCUUCUGGAUCUCGAUUAUGGUCUUCUUGUUCAGGUCAGAGACACCGCACUCAACAUAACUACUCAUGACUCUAUCCCUAGGAGCGAUGUCAACAGAAAGUACUUUGCUGAGCAUCAUGACCAAAAGACUAGAGCUGGGCUGGAUUAUGGAUCUUCAUUCGGGAAGAUGCCACCUAAUGAUAUUAUUUCAAAGCUCGAAAGAACAACACCAUACUAUAAAAGGAACCGACCACAUCUUUGUAGUUUCUACACCAUUGGUGAGUGUAACAGAGGUGCCGGAUGUGCAUACCGGCAUGAGAUGCCCGAAACAGGAGAGCUAUCCCAUCAAAACAUCAAAGAUCGUUAUUAUGGUAUUAACGAUCCAGUCGCAAUGAAGUUACUUGGAAAAGCUGGUGAUAUGGGCCCUUUCCCACCACCAGAGGAUGAAAGCAUCAGAACGCUUUACGUCGGUGGACUUAACUCGAUAACCCUCGAGCAGGACAUCCGAGACCGAUUCUACGCUUACGGAGAAAUGGAAUCUGUCAGAAUCUUGCCCAAGAAAGCCUGUGCGUUUGUCAUAUACACAACCCGAGAAGGAGCAGAGAAGGCCAUGCAAGGGCUCUCCAACAAGCUAGUCGUCAACGGUCAGAGGCUAAAACUCACAUGGGCAAGACCACCUCAGGUCCCUAAGCCUGAUCAAGGUGGUUCCAACCAACAGCAACAGGGCAGUGUGGCUCAUUGUGGUUUACUACCUCGAGCAGUUAUAUCUCAACAGACCCCACCGAUGCAGCAGUUCUAUAUGCACGCACCAGGACCUUUUUACCCAUCCAUGGACCCGCAGAGAAUGGGUGGCCACAUUUCUACCCAAGAGGGAGGUGGUUCAACUUCAAGCACCAGUGAGAACAACGGAGCUUCUUCUUCUUCUUCUUCUUCUUCUUCUCACCUGAUGCCUCCACACCAGCCAUACCGGCAACCCCCAUAUGAAUAUAAGUCGUUGCCUUACCAGCUCCAGUAUCCUCCUAACCAUCAUCAUCCAGGUCCUGUGCACCAAUAUGCCAACUAAGAAAGAACAUUACUUUAUAAAGUUCAUAUAAAACAUGUAAGUUCAAUUAGCCAAACUUAUUAUAGAAUUCCUCCCCUUCAUCUCAACCAUGAUUUCCUUCCCAUACACUCAUGUUAAUUUUUUUAAUUUUUUUUUUUUGCUCAACAUCAACU